UUUUUUUUUUUUUUUUUGUGUGUAACCACGCCUACACAGUGGCUGCCAAGGCUUACCUAUGAGUUAAACCUUCUUUAGUUGGUAAUGAGGAAGGCGUGGGCUCUAGCAGUGGACACCCGAAGGCAGCAGUGGGUGAAAACAAGCAAAAUGAAAAAAAAAGUUUGGCUGUGAGGUGCUAGACAGCCAGCCAUAGUGACGAGGAGGCAGGAAGGUAGAUCAUCACCACCACGGAAGAUUUGCAGAAUAACCAAAACACAAGAAUGCCGAAGAAGUUUCAAGGGGAAAACAGUAAGUCUGCUGUAGCUAGGGCACGGAAGGCAGAAGCUGCAGCUCAAGAGAAGCAAAAAAAGGACAAGGCAUUAGAGGAUGCUUUUUGGGCAGAUGAUGACAAGCAUGUCCAGCGGAAGCAAGCAAGGAAGGAGGAGCGUGAGAAAAAACGCCUGGCAGAAUUAGAAAGGAAAGCAGAAAUUCGGGCAUUAGCAGAAAAUGAACUGAAGGACAUCACUCCAAAAGCAACUCCACAAAAGAUCACUGCAUUCCAGCUGCAGCAAAACCGAGAAAAUAUGAUGAAGGAGAACGAGGAAGAGGCGGUUCCAACUCACCUUGAGGUGCCUCUUGUGGAGAACCUCAACAGGACUAUGGAGGAUCAAGUGCAAGCAAGUGGUAUUGAUGCUGCAAUAACUGCUCUCAGCGUUGAAGAUGCACAACAAGAUCGUCAUCCAGAGAAGAGGGUGGCAGCUGCAUUCAAGGCUUACGAGACACGCAGGCUUCCACAGCUCAAGAAGGAGAACCCUUCACUACGGUUGUCUCAACUCCAAAAGAUGUUAAGAAAGGAGUGGCAAAAGAGUCCAGAAAAUCCUAUAAAUAAGUUACAUUGAUUAUGAGAUUAUGAAGAGCAUCACUUUAAAGUGGUAACUGCUGUGUCCAUAGUGGACAGUCAUGAACUAAAGGUAUCAAUGUGAGUCAUGGUAUGACUUGGAGGUACUAGAGAUUUGAAUGAUAAAGCACUCUCUCUCUCUCUCUCUCUCUCUCUCUCUCUCUCUCUCUCUCUCUCUCUCUCUCUCUCUCUCUCUCUCUCUCUCUCUCU
Messenger RNA from Scylla paramamosain (green mud crab), 1087 nucleotides. RefSeq names its product coiled-coil domain-containing protein 124-like. Bases 261 to 878 code for a protein of 205 amino acids. Gene Ontology annotation, cellular component: nucleus. NCBI's taxonomy places the organism in Eukaryota, Metazoa, Arthropoda, Malacostraca, Decapoda, Portunidae. Gene Ontology annotation, biological process: transcription by RNA polymerase II. The transcript has 5 exons. Gene Ontology annotation, molecular function: transcription coactivator activity. The record is from RefSeq and is a predicted model, not a curated record.